Messenger RNA from Hermetia illucens (black soldier fly), 3666 nucleotides. RefSeq names its product protein regulator of cytokinesis 1-like. Gene Ontology annotation, biological process: microtubule cytoskeleton organization; mitotic spindle midzone assembly. The transcript has 9 exons. The record is from RefSeq and is a predicted model, not a curated record. Gene Ontology annotation, cellular component: spindle; cytoplasm; mitotic spindle midzone. Lineage: Eukaryota; Metazoa; Arthropoda; Insecta; Diptera; Stratiomyidae. Gene Ontology annotation, molecular function: microtubule binding. Bases 786 to 2732 code for a protein of 648 amino acids.
UUAAUUUGCCGACAUUUUAUUUAUAUUUAUAUAUUUUGUCUUAUACCUUAAAUUUAUAUUAAUAUACAGCAAAAAACAGAACUAAACAUUAAUUGAAAUUGAAAUGACCUUUGAUUUCAUGCACCCAAAGUAGUUCACGCGGAAUAGUUCGCUUGUCAGGCAUACCUUUAGAGUCAAGAGCAAGACCAACUAGCUGCAUCUUGAUAAGUCAAACAACUUCCUCAAUUUUGGAACUAUUUAAAACUCUUCGUUUUUUUCAAGAACAUAUCCUACAAAUUAAUAACGGUUACUGAUUCGAUCAUCGCCUAAGCAUAUGCAAAACAGUGCUUUCUUCCUGGACCGCUAUUUUUUGUUGACGUGAAUUUCUCGAUGGCAACAAACAUGCCAAAACCACGAAAAGUUUGAUUUUCUCCCUUUUUGUUCGGAAAAGUACAUUCACUUUCAGUAAUUACUAUCCGAAAAUAAAAUCACAUUCAGGAAGUGAGACGCGUUGCCUGGGUGGAAUUUGAUUUGACAACAUUUAUCUGUCAGAUGGUUUUUCUACGAUAUUUUCUAAUAUUGAAUAUGGUAAGCCCAUUUCAUUCUGACUCAGACGGUCCACUGAACUGAGUCGCGGACGUUUGAAAGCCAACGGCAUUUGCUGUCGGUUUACUGUGUUGUGUGGGCUCAGAAGUCGGAGUGUUAUUGUGAAAAUUCGAAAUAAUUGUUUUAUACUAAGUGAGCUGUUCGCUACGUGCAUAUAUUUUUAUUCUAGUUUAAGCGUUUUGAAUUCUUUAAAGUGAAAGAUGUCCUGGUUGGAGAGAAAGAAGGAGGAGGUGAUCCGCAAAAUGCAGGGAAUAACCGCGGAGUACAUGGAGAAAUUGUCGGAAAUAUGGUUCGAAACGCUCGACCGCAAGAACUGUGAUGAGCAUUUGUCGAAAAUGAUAGAACACGCUGUUACCUUUUACACUGACAUAAUGCAGGAGUCCCUCGACCGUCGAGAGCGCUUCCUUGCUGCAAUCGCCGAACGUCAGGAGGAGGCAACGGAGCUAAAUCGUUUGUUGAAAGUGGAAGUUGAGCUGAGCCCUAUAAAGGGACUGCCGCUGCAUACGGCUUUAGUAAAACUAGAGAACGGACUUAGCGAUUUGCGAAGGCAACUGAAGCAGCGGAAAGACGAGAUAAUUGAACUCUUGCAGGAACAAGAGGUGCUCUGUGAGGAACUUGGCGAAACGCCAAGGGAACUUCAUGACGACCCCCUGCCGACGGAAUACGAAUUGCAAACGUUCCGUGAGCACUUGAAAGCCUUGAGUGACGAGAAAAUUCGGCGGAAGUUACUGCUGGAUGAGUUACGAGCUGAGAUCCGAGGCUACAUGAAAGAUCUUGAAAUUAUGAUGGACACGACAUUGGAUUCAGUUUUGUUAAAUGACCCGCAAGUGUCGUUGAGUGAGUCGACGAUAAGCCAGCUGUGCAAGCUACGUGACGAAUAUAGACAACAAGUGCAUGAGCUCCGCGGCUCGAUAGAAAGGAUGAAGUCAAAGUUAGAUAUUCUCUGGAACUACUUAGAAGUGAGCCCAUCGGUCCGUCAUAAGUUCUCCAAGUACGUGGAGUAUACGCAAACUACGUACGACAGAUAUUAUCAAGAGCUAGAGCGCUGCGAGAAUCAGAAGAAGCAGAACGUGAAGAAAUUCGUUGAUCGAGUUCGUGCCGAGAUCUGUGAAUGGUGGGAGAAGACAAUGAAGUCGGACACAGAGCGGGCUCGGUUCGCUUAUUUCACGAAUGAAUGUUACACCGAGGAUUUGUUGACUUUGCACGAAAUGGAACUGGAAGAUUUGAAGAACUUCUAUAGUAGCAACCAGAAAAUAUUCGAAUUGAUUGAACAAAGGAAAGUUUUGUGGGAUCGAAUGGCAGCGCUGGAAGCGAAGGCAUCUGAACCGGGAAGGUAUAAUAAUCGCGGGGGUCAACUGCUGAAGGAAGAGCGGGAGCGUAAGACGAUUGCAAACAAGUUGCCAAAAAUCGAAGCGGAACUUACUGAAUUGGUAACUGAGUACGAGGACAAAUAUCAGAAAAAAUUUUUGGUUUUCGGCGAAGAUGUGAUUGAAUCUAUGGCUCGCGAUUGGGAGACGAAGAAGGCUGAGAAGGAGAAGUUGAUGAGUGCCCGGAAGAACGCGACUGUGUCAAACACGCCCAUGUCAGCGUCGAGAAAUAUGGCCAGAACGCCGUUGUCAGUAAAGAACUAUUCUACAAUCAAAGCAUUUUCGUCUAGUACAAAAGUUUCAGCUCAACCGUCUGGCGUUAAGCGGAAACUUCUGACUGUCGAAAGCUUGCUACCAAACGCUAAACGGAGCCUGAUGCACGAAUUGGGAAGUCCGAGGAAUGCAAGUAAGACACCUUUUAAAUCUCCCGCAAAGAAAACUCGUGUAAUUGCCACUACACUUAGAAGAAAGUCGGGACGAACUAGCAGCAAUUCAGCAAAAACUAAAAGGAAAUCCACAAAUAAGACGCCAGUGAAAUUGCCAAGAAUGAAAAUAACAAGCGAGAAUUGCACCGGUUCGGACACAAUGUCAUACGAUAUGUUCGAGGAUUACAUUGCGAAAGACCCAUCUUGCAGAUCUUCGGUGGUGAUUAAUGACACGAAAAGGUCGAGAACGAACACCCGAACAAAAUUUCUGACAUCAACGUCGACGUGUCCGACGCCUACCCCUCCGCGCAGUUCUCGCAAACUGACUACUAAAAACUUACCAAUUUUAAUUUAAUUAACCAUGAAGUCUUCUCAUUUUUUAAAAACUGGCAAUCUUUCUUAUGUUGCACGAAAGUAAGCUUGUUUUUCAAACACAAUAUUAAAACUAACAUUUGAUAUAAGUUAACGUACAAUUUUUGACUGCCGUCGAACGGAUUUCGUAUCGAACACUAUCGAUUGCAAUCAGGUAUACUUGGCAUGCACCAACCAUUGCUUGUAACUAGGUGAACUUGUGAAAAGUAGCCUGUUUGGUUUUAAGAGAAGUCGUUUGAAAGUCUUUAUUUAUAUUAUAAGAAUGUUGACUCAAUAUAAUAGUUUCAUAUGUUAUUUAUCUAAGCUAAUUAAAUUUAUCUGUGCAUAAUAAAGCAGAGUGCGUACCCGAUACUGGUGACGCACUUCACUUAGAUUAUUAUCCAAGACUAUUGUUUAUAUGUAAUUUAAAAGAAUAUUGUAUGCGAAUUGAAAAGGAACUUUUCCCACAUCUUUACUUUUUUUUUUAAAAAAAUUUAGACUCCACCUACUGCUAUCGAUUCUUAGCUAACGUAUGUAUAUAACUGAAAAUAGGAACGUUAAAGGUGAAUUAACGGGUACAAGGAACAGUUUGAAACUGUCAGUAUUUGACGAUUUAUGUGAUUUGCAAUUGCUGUCCACUGGCUUCACUUUUACAUUUCCUCGAGAAUCCUGCCUUAGUUUUUAUUUGUGUAAAGUUUUGAUGAAGCAUAAUCCAAUCGUUCGUUUAUAUUUUAUAAAUCUAACUUUGUUAUUGGUGACGGAUUGAGUAACAAGUUACUCAUUUAAUCAAAAUAGACCUAACUACUACGUGUAGUGGGGUGCUAACCUAGAUUAUAGUAAUGUAUACAUGUAUGUAAAUAGAAAUUAAUAUAGUUUCGUGCUUCGUGUAAAUAUGUGAUCUAAUGUACAAAUAUUCAAAGUAAACACUUUCCUCCUAA